AUGGUCAGUAAGGAAACCGGCAAAUGCGUACUCACGACGUCAGAGAGCGAAGUCGAACCUGCCGCCUGCCUGGCCCUGGAGAUGAGAUACGCCCUGGAUCCCAACCGGCAGAUUAAAAAGCGGAAUAAAGCCCUGCAGGUGCGCUUUAAGGAUAUCUGCGAGGCACAGAAUGAGCAGAGGGACUCACGGCUCGCGGCGGGACAGCCCGGCGAGAAGCGGGAGGCGAAGCCCGUGUCCUACAGAGCAGCCUACCGCAAAUACAUGACCGUGCCCGCGCGGAGGGCCAUCCCCAAUGUCACCAAGAGCACAGGCGUGCAGACCUCGCCGGACCUGAAAAAGUGUUACCAGACCUUCCCUCUGGACCGCAAAAAGGGGAAUCUCAAAAGCAUCCCGGCUGCGGAUGCCUUUAAAAGUCAAAACAACGGGUUUGUGGCGGAGAAGCAGGAGGAAGGGGCGGGGGAGGAGGCCCGGCCCUGGGGUGCCGGCCGGGUGCACAAGACGGCGGCCUCGGUUUUCCAUUCCGAUGAACACGUGAAUGAGCUGGACCAGCCUGCCGGGCUCAACUGCGCAGAGCCAGGCGAAAACCCUGAUGCGCCCGGCUGCCGAGAGGAGCCUCUCCAAAACUCCGCUCGGCCUUCCUCCCGGGAGCCCGACCACCAGCUGCACGGCAGAGCGAAGCACGGCAGGGCGACCCCGGACACGGAGGAAGCCGCUCCGCCGGCCCACGGGACGGUGUUCAAAACGGAGGUGGCCGCCGUUUAUGCACCUGCCCCCGGCGCGAAGGCCCUCGAGGCCGCCUUGUCAAACUCUGCCACCGCGAGCGAGUGGCCCCUGUGCCCGGCGGCCGACCAGGAGCGGGGGAGAGCCUCGCGUCUCAACGGGCUCCAGGGACCCACAGCAGCCCGCUCGCCCCCGAUGCAGUGCCUGUCCCCCGAAUGCAGCGGGCGGCCCACGCAGACCCGGGCCCCGCCGGGGGAGGACGGCCAGCCUUGCGCCGCGGCGGCCGCUGGGGGUGGAGAAUCCCGACAAAUCGUGCCUCACACGGAAGUCGUCGACCUGAAAGCACAGCUCCAGGUGAUGGAGGACCUGAUCAGCUCAAGCCAGGAAACCAUCAAAGUGCUCUUGGGGGUCAUUCAGGAGCUGGAGAAAGGAGAGGCCCACCGGGAAGGGCUUUCAUAUCGGACUGGGCAAGACACAGCUAAUUGUGAGACAUGCAGGAACAGUGCAUGUGUUAUCUAUAGUGUGGAGCUGGACUUUAAGCAGCAAGAAGACAAGCUCCAGCCAGUUCUGAGGAAACUCCAUCCUUUUGAGGAAACUCAGGUUGUACCUUCGCCUUACUCUCAGGAGCCCUACUCCGCAACUCCCAAGCAAAAAUCCAAACCCGAAUCUAAAAAGCAUGGAAGAUGGAAACUCUGGUUUCUUUAA
This is a messenger RNA of Puma concolor (puma), 1425 nucleotides long. The record is from RefSeq and is a predicted model, not a curated record. NCBI's taxonomy places the organism in Eukaryota, Metazoa, Chordata, Mammalia, Carnivora, Felidae.